CAUUUUCUCUCUUUCCAGAUUGAAUCGGACGGUGAUCCUUGUCUCUCGACUCGUUCGAGCUUUAACGCCCUGACGUAGUUAAAUAAGACUUCCCAAUUAUCGGGUGCCACCUCUCUAAUCUUCUUUCUUUGCUUGCUAAUUUACACACUGUCUUCCCUCGCUACUCAGCUAAACUACGCCCGCCACCAUGAGUCUUCUCGAAAAGCUCUGGGACGAUACGCUCGCCGGUCCUCGCCCGGAGAACGGACUCGGUAAACUUCGUAAGAAACCAUCUUCCAAUCUCGGAUCUGGAUCCGACAACAAACCACCGCCCGACGGUGCUCGAGCGGAGGUUAGGGUUACGAGAAGCAUCAUGAUAGUGAAGCCACCUCAUAUUAUUAAUAAUCCGGACGGGACUCCUCCGGCUUCCCCGGCGGCAUCGCCGGCCGGUACUCCUCCGGUUUCUCCUUUUGCGAGUGCGGGGAGAGAGGCGUUUAAGCUGAUGCGUAGGAAGUCGUUGUCGGAUGCAUACGAGAAGCAGGCGGCAAAGAAAGGAGAGGGGAUUCGUCGCCCUCCUUUUAAUGAUGUUUGAUGACCCUUUCCUUUGUCCCUUACAAAAAUGUGUUAGUGUUGUGUUGUGUCGUGAAGAAAGCUAACACAUCUUGUUGUUUCUUAGUUUGAGACAAAUUAUGUAAUAUAUAUAAGUAUGUCAGUGACAGUGUUAACAUUGUAAAUUCAUGUGUUACUCUUUUUGCUUGCCAUGAAUGAACAAAAUCAAUGCUUUCUU
Molecule: messenger RNA, 766 nt
Organism: Impatiens glandulifera
Lineage: Eukaryota; Viridiplantae; Streptophyta; Magnoliopsida; Ericales; Balsaminaceae
Product: dormancy-associated protein homolog 3-like
Exons: 3
Coding region: 188-571 (127 amino acids)
Source: RefSeq, a predicted model, not a curated record